Molecule: messenger RNA, 1682 nt
Organism: Danio aesculapii
Lineage: Eukaryota; Metazoa; Chordata; Actinopteri; Cypriniformes; Danionidae
Gene: gna14a
Product: guanine nucleotide binding protein (G protein), alpha 14a
Exons: 7
Coding region: 249-1313 (354 amino acids)
Biological process (GO): adenylate cyclase-modulating G protein-coupled receptor signaling pathway; action potential; phospholipase C-activating dopamine receptor signaling pathway
Cellular component (GO): heterotrimeric G-protein complex
Molecular function (GO): G-protein beta/gamma-subunit complex binding; GTPase activator activity; GTPase activity
Source: RefSeq, a predicted model, not a curated record
UCGGUGGAAGUGUGUGGAUUUGAUGUAAUGUUUCUGUCGCGAAAACAUCUUUUAUUCCUUCACCAUACUGACAAAACUAUCGCUACUAAAACAAACAGACACAAGUUUCUGCUGGAGAAUGAGAGAUUAUGUUCAGUGGACUAAAGGAGGAGCCCAUUCAUGAACUCUCUCUCAGACUGCGGAGAAAAGGAGACAUAAACCUAGUCAGAGUUUAGUGUGAAGGGAAGAUUAAUAAUAAUAAAAACACGAUGGCUGGAUGCUGCAUGUCUGCGGAGGAGAAGGAGAGGCAGAGGAUCAACCAGGAGAUCGACAAACAGCUGAGGAAAGACAAGAAAGACUCGCGGAGAGAACUCAAACUGCUGCUGCUCGGCACAGGCGAGAGCGGCAAGAGUACGUUCAUUAAACAGAUGCGGAUCAUUCAUGGCUCCGGUUAUACUGAUGAUGACAAGAAGGGCUUCAUUAAACUCGUCCAUCAGAACACCAUGAGCGCCAUGCAGUCUAUGGUCAGAGCUAUGGACAUGCUCAAGAUCGCCUAUGCUAACUCUGAAAACCAGGCUCACUCCGCACUGGUCAACGAUAUUGAAGUGGAUAAAAUCAUGAGUUUGGAUGAGACUCAAGUGAAGGCUCUCAGCAGUCUGUGGAGCGACAGCGGGAUUCAGGAAUGCUACGACCGCCGCCGAGAGUACCAGCUAACCGACUCUGCCAAAUAUUACCUGAGUGACCUGGACCGGAUCGCCGACGCGGCAUACGUUCCCACUGAGCAGGACAUCCUGAGGGUCCGGGUUCCCACCACAGGAAUCAUCGAGUACCCCUUCGACCUGGAUAACGUCAUCUUCAGGAUGGUGGACGUCGGGGGUCAGAGGUCAGAGCGCAGGAAGUGGAUCCACUGCUUCGAGAACGUGACCUCCAUCAUCUUCCUGGUGGCUCUGAGUGAAUACGACCAGGUCCUCGCCGAGUGUGACAAUGAGAAUCGCAUGGAGGAGAGUAAAGCUUUGUUCAAAACCAUCAUCACAUAUCCCUGGUUCCAGCAGUCGUCCGUCAUCCUCUUUCUGAAUAAGACUGACAUCCUCAAGGAGAAGAUUGUUUACUCUCACGUGGCCACGUACUUCCCAGAAUUUACAGGUCCCAAAAACGAUCCAAAGGCUGCGCAGGAGUUUAUUCUGAAGAUGUACCAGGAAGAGAAUGAAGACAAGGACAAAACCAUCUAUUCUCACUUCACCUGCGCCACAGACACCGAGAACAUCCGGCUGAUCUUCGCCGCAGUUAAAGACACAAUCCUGAGGCACAACCUGAAAGAGUUCAACCUGGUUUGAAAAUCUGCAACCGCCUCCUGGGUAGAUCUAGAGCUUACAAUAACCCAGCAAUCUUCUGUUGCUGAGCUCGUUUACGGACGUUUCUCAUGGAUUAGAUGCGGACGGGUCAUAGCAGAGUCAGCUAUUUUUCAGUCCUCUGUAGGUCUAGUAGAUGGACAGAUGAGGAUAUUUCGCUCUUGAUGUAAGUAGAGUUUACUGAGAUUUAACCUUUCGUGUAUGUAAAAUAGAUCAAAGCUGAUUGGUGGAGCAGCAUUUAAAGGCAAAUUAGAGGGAGAAGUUUACAUGCGAAUGCACAAAUCUGUCUGAAAAAAUGUUGCACUGUGUAUAGUUGAAGUCAGAAUUUCUUUUUUAAAUAUUUCCCAAAUGAUG